Molecule: messenger RNA, 1403 nt
Organism: Pyrus x bretschneideri (Chinese white pear)
Lineage: Eukaryota; Viridiplantae; Streptophyta; Magnoliopsida; Rosales; Rosaceae
Exons: 9
Coding region: 41-1060 (339 amino acids)
Source: RefSeq, a predicted model, not a curated record
CAUUAUCAAAUCCUCCGAGAAGCCUCCGAGCUGGAAGAAAAUGGGCACCAUUGCUGGCAUUAUCCUCGCAACAACUCCGUUGACAAGACCUCGAGGACUCGUCGGGAAUUUCCUGAAUCUUCACUGCCCUUCCCUCAAAUUUUCCCUAUUCAGAACCACCUCCAACACAGCCAUGGCCGCCGCGCCUUUCCAUGUCUCCGCCGCCGCAUCGUCGCCGUCAUCCGCCAUUGAUGAAGAGAAGGAGGUAACUUCUUCUGGGAAGGUGGGAGCCGAUGACCUGCUGAUUGUGGGGCCGGGGAUUCUUGGGCGCUUGGUGGCACAAAAAUGGCGGGAGGAGCAUCCUGGGUGUGAAAUAUAUGGGCAAACAGUGACCGUUGAUCACCACGAGGAGCUGAGUGAGGAGGGUAUUAAUCCAUGUUUGAAGGGGACUAAAAUGACCCACAAGUUUCCUUAUGUCAUCUUUUGUGCGCCACCAUCGAGAACCUCAGACUACCCUGGUGAUGUUAGAAUGGCUGCAUUGAACUGGAACGGUGAAGGUUCUUUUCUGUUUACAUCAAGCUCUGCACCGUAUGAUUGCAACGACAAUGGUCCAUGUGACGAGGACACUCCAGUAGUGCCAAUAGGGAGGAGCCCCAGGACGGAUGUCCUACUUAAAGCAGAAGAAGUUGUGCUGGAGUUUGGCGGUGUUGUUCUUAGAUUGGCGGGGCUUUACAAAUCAGAUAGAGGUGCACAUGUUUAUUGGUUAAAGAAGGGGAUCGUAGAAGCUCGUCCAGAUCACGUCCUGAAUCUUAUACAUUAUGAGGAUGCAGCUUCCCUCUCUGUUGCAAUCUUGAAGAAGAGAUUACAUAACCGGAUCUUCUUGGGUUGUGACAAUCAUCCAUUGUCCAGGCAAGAAGUAAUGGACUUGGUUGCUAAAAGUGGGAAAUUCUCUAACACGUUUGAGGCCUUUACAGGAACCAGUGAUCCCUUGGGUAAGAGAUUAAACAACUCAAAAACUCGUCAGGAAAUAGGGUGGGAGCCAAAGUACCCCAGUUUCGCACACUUCCUCGAGAGCAUCUGAAUUACUGCCAGCAUCUAUCUGCAUUGUUGGUAUCUGAUUUAGUGUUGAGAAGCAUUGGUUUAAGGCAACCCAAGGAACAUUCGCCAUGGAGCUGCCAAAGAAGGUCUUGCAUUAUCCAACCAUUGAAGCUGUUCGACGGGUUUGAACAUUUAACUUUAUGCAUCUCUGUACAGGUAGCUGAUGUAUGCAAUUGGUACUUGAGUACAUGCAUCACCCAUGUCUCUAAAUUUUUUCUGCGUUUAAUUUGCUGUUGCAUAAUAUUUCAUCUUCUUAUGUUGAACUGGAACAGAACAUGUUUCUUCUUGAUUUUUGCAUGAAUACUCGAUGGUCGAUUGCAAUGCAA